Lobosporangium transversale is the source of this 1935-nucleotide messenger RNA. RefSeq lists its product as hypothetical. Bases 1 to 1935 code for a protein of 644 amino acids. The record is from RefSeq and is a predicted model, not a curated record. The transcript has a single exon. NCBI's taxonomy places the organism in Eukaryota, Fungi, Mortierellomycota, Mortierellomycetes, Mortierellales, Mortierellaceae.
AUGAGAAAACCUCUGCUCAUUCCCGGGAUUCUUUGCAUAGUAGCAGACUUCCUACCUGACAGCAAACCCCAGUGGGCAGCCCUUGCACUGGUUUGCAGACCCUGGAACAUAGUCUUCAGCUCGAUCCUCUACCGAUCACUCGAAUGGACAUCCUCCAUCAAAACCAGCCCUUCGGCUCAGGGGUUACGAUCCAAUUACCGGCAUGUGAGGAGGAUCAAGUUCCAGUCCAUUGCUGCACAACACCUUCCUUGGGUCUAUCUUCUCCAUGUAGGCAAUUUGAGAUCGAUUGAUUGCGAUUUGAGUCUGCAUCAAAUUACUGGCCCUGAAUAUAGAGUAGAUUGGGAUGGGUCUUUCGACAGCAAGGCUCGACACCUUCUGCUCCGCUAUAGCCAGCCAUUGAUGACACUGGUGGAACGGAACUCGAGAGUAUUGGAGGAAGUGGUGAUCACGUUUGAUGACGACCUCCUCUUACUGGACUCGUUUCUACAGCUCUUGGAUUCCUGUUGUACGAAGCUGAGGGUGCUCAAGAUCAACCACAAGUCGACUGUCAUAGAUAAACUUCUCCCGACAGACCUCCUUUUGAGAUUGUUUAAGAAAGUCGAGGUCCUGGAUAUGCCAAAUUACAUCCAUGUCGAUUUGGAAGCUCUUGCCGACAUAGAUGAAGAAGACGCAAAUAAGUGGCUUGAGGUUCAAUCGAAAAGAAUAGCAGUAUCUACAUCCACAUCUAUAUCCAAACCCACAUCCAUAUCAACGUCCAUGUUAGGACCCUCAUUAUUGCUUUUACAACAAAAAGAACAGCCACUACCACAACAGUUCUUCAAGCUGGAGUCACUCUCUAUUGGGGGACCAAAAUAUGAGGAUGCAGGCCAAAGUCCAGUUCGCAGCCCUUCUUCGCGACUGGAUUUCAUCCGUCGGUGCCCUAUGGUCAAAGCACUCGCUCUCUCUAGAGACCCAAGUUAUAUACCAGAUCAUACGGUGGAGGAGUUGCUCGACGUCUUGGUCAAGACCUGUACUCGGCUGGAAAGGCUCGAGCUUUUUUCGAGCGGAUUGACAGAUCAAGGAUUUGCAGAGGUCCUGAAUACUUGGGUUUUAAAACAACAAGUGCAACAGCGACAACAACAAGGAGAAUCUUCUUCUUCUUCAUCAUCAUCAUCAACAUCAUCGCCAUCUAAGCCCUGCUACCUUCAAGGGUUUGGGGCUCCAGAUUCGUCAUUUGGACGGGAUGGGGCUCGCGUGUUGUUGGACCACCAUAAACUGACGUUGACAUAUUUGAAUCUGAAAUACUGCAAAGAUUUUACAAGUGGAAUGGUUUUUGCAGUGCUUACAAGCUGUCCCAAUUUAGUCCAUUUUUAUGGUCAUACUUUAAUGCCAAAGUAUAUAACAUCAAAUGAUGAAAGGGAUCAAUACCAAGGUCAAGCUCAAAAUCAACGACAAGGUCAAGCAAUGCUCGCCAAGGAUGUGCUGCUACCAUCGCUACCCUUUAUUCUUCAAGAGUGGGUCUGCACUCGACUUGAAACAUUUGAUAUCCAAGUUGACCCAACUAUAACACGGCGUUAUACACCAUAUCAAGAUCAACGGCACAUGGAAGAGCUGAGGAAACAAUGGUCAACCUAUGUCUUGGAACAAUUGGGACGAUUGACACGAUUACGGAGAUUGGCGGUUGGACAAGCACACUGUAAAAGAUAUACUUACGUGAUGGGUCUCGAUUUCAAUCUCCCAAACGGAUUGGGCUUGUUAAAGGACUUGUGGCGACUCGAGUGCUUGGACAUGAGUGGACUGGUUCAACAAUUAGGACUGGAGGAUAUUCGAUGGAUGCUUCAACAUUGGCCCAAUCUCCAGUGGAUUGAGGGGGAUGUUCUCUUUCAGUAUGAAGAGAAAUUGUUGUUGGAAAAGGUACUUUGGAUGGAGGGAAGAGUCCGAUGUCGGGGUACAUGA